Molecule: messenger RNA, 1807 nt
Organism: Talpa occidentalis (Iberian mole)
Lineage: Eukaryota; Metazoa; Chordata; Mammalia; Eulipotyphla; Talpidae
Product: apoptosis regulator BAX-like
Exons: 7
Coding region: 201-890 (229 amino acids)
Biological process (GO): positive regulation of apoptotic process; mitochondrial fusion; release of cytochrome c from mitochondria
Cellular component (GO): mitochondrial outer membrane
Molecular function (GO): protein heterodimerization activity; protein homodimerization activity; channel activity
Source: RefSeq, a predicted model, not a curated record
GUAGAGGCUUUGGCCAAUCAGGCAAGGGUGUAAAGGCAAGACCUCAGUCUUGAAGGACAGUCAGUGGAGAGAGCAGCGGUCGGUCAGGAACCGGUUCCCCAGAGCGUUGUCCUGGAUCUCUCGGGAACACGUUGUUCGAUCUUUAGGCACAACAGUCCAGACACCCCGCCCCUCCUUCCUCCUGCAGGGCCCACCAGCUCAUGGAGCAGAUCAUGGAGACAGGGGCCAUUUUGCUCCGGAGUUACAUCUGUGAUCAAAUAGGACGAGGCGCAAAGUAUAUAGCUGAGCUGGCCCUAGAGUGGGUGUCCCAGGACCCACACAUCAAAAAACUGCUGAAAGUUCUCAAGCGCAUGGCACAAGAAGUGGACAAGGACAAGAAGCUGCAGAGGCUGAUGGGAAUGGACAGAGCCUUCACCCUUGAGGGCUUUACUGAAAUGGCAUGCCAUAUAUUUUCAGACGGCAUCACCUGGGACCGGGUUGCUCUCUUUUUCUACGUCGUCAGCAAAGUGGCGCUCAAGGCCGUGAUCGAGGACAAGGAGAUGCUGAUCAACCCUAUCGUAGGCUGGGCGCUGGGCUUCCUUCGUAAGCGACUGCUGACCUGGAUCCAGGAACAGGGUGGCUGGGACGGCCUCCUCUCACAACACAGUAAUCAAAUCAAGUGGCUCGCAGUGGCAGUGGCAGUGGCCUUCAUCGCAGUGGCAGUGGCCAUCAUUCCAAAGCAACAGCUGCCCUGGAUCCAGGAACCAGAUGGCUGGGAUGGCCUCCUCUCGAAACAUGAAGAGACACUCAAGUGGACGGCAGGAGGGGCAGAUACACUCGAGUGGAUGCCAGCAGUGGCAAUGGCCAUCGGGACCGGGCUGCUUGCCUUAGUCGGACUCCGGAGAACUUAGGCUGAGGCCCCAGCUGCCUUCAUCUCUGUCUUCUCAGCAUGAAUAUGGCAUGUUUCCAUGAAGGCUGAGGCUAGAGGCCCAUCCUUCCUUUUUUAUUGCCACCCCUUCUGCCUGUUGCUUCCCUCUACUCCAAAUCAUUCAAGUUUCGCAGGGAGAACCCCCAACUCUCAUUUUUCUUACUUUUGGAAUUAUUGGGCGAUUGGGGUGAUCUGGGGUGAUAAAACUUCAGGCCACACUUCCUGUCUGUGUCAUUCGGCUCACUCCCUGGUUGGUUCCAUCUCUUUACUGGGCGUGCCCCGUGCGCCCUGAGGGUCAGUGAUGAGCUGGGUCCAGGCUGCCCUCCAGGUGCCCACAUUCCCAACAGCACCUCCGUGGCACCCUGCUGCACCUCCCCCUGCAGUGACCCUCAGGGCUAAUGGCUGUUGCCAUGGUCCCUGAGGCCCGGCGUGGGCAAGGAACCAUGCCCGCAGGGGGAGAACAGCAAACUCCCUGAGAUGCAGAGAAGCCGAAUGCCUGCCAAGAGAUAACGACCACCAGAAGCCGCCACAAAGAUGAUUUAAAAAAAUGCUGACCACCUGGAACCUUAUCUCACUGUCUCAGAUCUACAAACUUUAUUUUGCUACAACUGUAUUUCUAAAAUCUUUCCCUUUUCUGGUCAUUAGUUGCUAAUUAAAAAAUAUAUAAAAAGGCUAAUACAAAUGAAACAUUACUAAACUCUGUGUAACAAUAGAAUUGUUAGUUUAAUGAUUUCUCUGUUGUGUCCUUGGCUUUGUUAGCUUUUAAUGAUAAAAAUAUUACUUUGUGAAAAGUAUAUUCACUGUUCCUAUGCUUUUAGAGAACAUAUAAAUACUGGCCACAAACCCAAAGAAAAUUACACUCAGAUUUACACUCUCCCUUGAAGUGUGUCUGUUUGUCAU